CGAGCCCGAUAAGACAGAAAUGCUGUUUUACUGUGGAUGACGCCUACAGCCCGAGCACGCGCGAGGAGGAGGAAGGCGAAGGGGGGAACCAUUACUGUCAAUGGGGGGAACCAAGGAGGCGGCGGCGGAUGGCGUUUUCGACAGCGCUGAUGGGAAAACACACACCGGGAACGCGCUCGGGUGUCAUGCCUUGACCACGACAGAUUAAUUUUCCGCCAAUAAACUGCAGCAGCGGCACGUCAGAGACAGAAGGCCUCCGCCUGAUGGAGCUCGGCGCUCUUUAAUCCUUCCACAGACCCCCCCCUGACAGGCGAGCAACAAGAACGGGACGCUCGAAUUAUAAGAAGAAUUUAUGGGAUCACAAGUUUCCUCUGAUGAGAUGAGUGUGCGUGCUGGCCAGGGCAGUGAUGAGGUGCUUGUUUCUCAGGCGGUGUGGGAUUACCUGGCUGCAGCUGGGCGGCCCUGGCUCAUUGACUUCCAGCACAGGCAGGGGAUGAGCGCCGGCAUCAUUAGGCGGGGGGAGAGAGGUGGCUGCUGUGCCGUCCGGCUCCAGCCAGUGGAAGGGUUCAGGAAUGCUGGAGUGAUGGACGCGCCCGUCUCCAGCGACACCCGAAAAGCUUUCAUUGACUUAUGCCGCUGUGCCCGUAAAGAGAUGUGCAAACAGGAUGGGGGGUCCAAGAGGAAGAGGGGCAUGCUGCCAUGCGGGGUGGAACAGAACGGAGAGGGGAACCUGCUGCAGCCCCCUCCUCUGCAACCCCGGCGCUCCCAGAGACAGCAGCAGAGGUUCAGGAAGCCUGCGGAUGAGGAGGCUUUUGCCAUGCUCCACGAGGCAGCCCAAAGGAAGGACCUGGGCUCCAGCUUAGCUUCCCAGACUGAGGCUGAGGAUGGAAACACUUGUUCCAUCUGCAUGGGGGAUAUAGUGGAAAAAACCACUUUGGAGAAAUGUGGCCAUUCUUUCUGUCACUUUUGUCUGGACCAAGCCUUCAAGGUGAAGAAAGCGUGUCCUGUCUGUCGACUGGUGUACGGCCAGCUGAUCGGGAACCAGCCUUCCAACGGUUCAAUGAUUGUAGAGCGAGAUCCGGACCUGGAGCUUCCUGGCCAUGAAGGCUACGGGUGUAUCUGCAUCAUUUACAGCUUCCCUCCUGGCCUACAGUCGAUAGAGCAUCCCAACCCGGGCGUUCGAUACCCUGGAACAGACCGUGUCGCUUACCUCCCUGACAGCCCUGAGGGGAACCGUGUGCUGGGCCUGCUGCGGCGGGCCUUCGAACAGCGCCUUAUCUUCACCAUCGGUACCUCUAUGACUACAGGCAUGCAGAAUGUUAUUACUUGGAAUGACAUCCAUCACAAGACCUCAAUAUGGGGCGGACCACGCUGUUUUGGUUACCCAGACCCCACUUACUUGGUGCGAGUGACCGAGGAGCUCCGAGAGAAAGGCAUCACAGCCGACUAACUGUCUAAAAAUGUCAGAUCUUCCAGGACUUCUGUUAGACUUUCGGAUGGUCCUCGUUCUUAGGACAGGACUCGAAUUCAUGUUGUUCUCUGUGACUUCCCGCCACCUGACAGAUGGCUGAAGACAAAGACCUUAUCAAACAGGUGUUCAAUGCUGCAGCAGAGCUCAUAUCUACCCCACUACUCGUUCUUCUGUUUGUCAUCUUUCUACAGCGCUGCAUGUUUAAGAAAUUACUUUGAGUGCACUAGUUUAUUUUUCAUAGAAGUCCUCAAACUACUUAUCAUUGGCAACAGGCCUGGCAUUUAAUGCUCUUUAUUUUAGGAGCUAUGGCAUGUUGGAAUUCAUGGUACUUAUAUAUUAUUUUGGUAAUCUAACUAUUAGUGUGAUAAGAGCUAAAAUGCUAUUAUUGUUUAUUUCUGGCUUCUAAUUUUAAAUCAUAAAAGCACACAGUCUUGGUUGCAGUAGGUUUUUGUUUUAAAAAUGUUUCAUUACCUGUUUUAAGGAUUGGUUCUGGUUCAUGCGGCAGAGUAGCACUGCUCUUAUAAAGAGAAUUCUGUCUGAAUUCUUGUGAUUCUCAGAACAUUUUCUGAAGUUGUUGCAAUCUAAAGCACUCACAGGCACUUUGGGAAGGUGGUUUCUUUAUUUGUGAAGCAGGAGGAGUCGCCUCUGCUUCCUUUGUGUGUAUGAAGGGCGUUUUGAGGCAGUCAGGUCUGUGCAGCCUCAGCCACGCCUGACUACAAGCUGAUGUCAGUUCUUUAAAACAAUUCAUUUGUAUGUGAUCUUCAAUCCCAGACCCUGCUUUUACUGAAACAGGAGGAAUGUUAAAUUUGCAACACCUUUGAGCAUGCUUUAGCACUAGGGGGGUUUCCUUUCAUCCCUGCUGUCGUUUCAUGUCUCCCAGGCGUUGCUUAUCAUUACCUCAUUCGUUAAUAAUGUGCUCCUUUGUUUAUCAGAUUUAUGACGAUGUCAACUAAGAAGGGCAUAUAUACACUUGAACCAAAUCAAAGGCACAAAGGCUCUUUAAAUACCUAUGCUUUGGUCCUUGUCAAACUGGGAGACUUGCCUAUUACUCUUCCUGUUCUAAAUGAGAUACUUGUAGGAAACGUGUUUAUCUAAAAACUACAGUUAACUAAGAAAAUACAUCUGGACAAAAAUCAAAGAAAGAUUUGAUUUGGUUUAUUGCCAGUGACCGGUCUCAUUUCGUUGUGCCUUUCAAAUAUCCAUUUUUGAUUUCAAAAUAAGAGAUUUAAAAAGGGAUGGCUUGAUGAAUGGUAAGCUUUUUGGAUGUAUUUUUAUGAGCAGAGGUAUGUUCUUGCUGUACUGUAUUUGUUUUUUCAUGCAAAGACUACUUGGUUUGUUUGUGAGUGUGUACAAUGUUUUAAUCAAAUGUCUUCACCCUCCUAAUAAUUUUUACCCUCCAAAUAAUAAUAAAAAAGAGUUGCAUUUUGAUCAUACACACAUAUAACAGAGAUGUGCAAAGUUCUUGGUUAAUUUCUCAAAGAGUUCAGUGAUCACAACCAUAAAUCAAAUAUUUAUAUUCUUACUUUGGCCCCUUCGUGAUUUAAUCUAGGGACCAACUUGGUUUUGUUUUGGGACACAGGAUUGUAGUCCACUAAAGCUACUGUGCAAACGUUUCUAUGCAUUACCUGAGGGAGGAUGAGCCAGGACAGUGAGUAUUUGGAGGGAGUCCACAUUACAAGUUGAUUGUCAAAGACAGCUGAGUUUUGCUUUUCUAUUUGUGCUGAUUCGUACUUUGUUGAUAUUCAGAAUAAUGUGCUUUACAUUUUAAUACUUGAAUAAAAGUUUUUGUUUUGGC
This is a messenger RNA of Oryzias melastigma (Indian medaka), 3266 nucleotides long. It is a transcript of the gene dtx3, whose product is annotated as deltex E3 ubiquitin ligase 3. Bases 353 to 1450 code for a protein of 365 amino acids. The record is from RefSeq and is a predicted model, not a curated record. The transcript is spliced from 5 exons. NCBI's taxonomy places the organism in Eukaryota, Metazoa, Chordata, Actinopteri, Beloniformes, Adrianichthyidae. Gene Ontology annotation, biological process: Notch signaling pathway; protein ubiquitination.